AUGUUGAGAUCUGUUAGUUCUAUUGAAAUCAAAGCUGAUGAUAUCGAUCAAAUGAAGAAGGACCUGCUGGAAUUGUAUUACAAGACGGGUGCUACUAAGAGAACUGUAGAAUCCGAUCCUGGUUCAGAAGUAGAAGCUAGACAACCUCUAUCACCUGGUUCUGUUACAUCAUUGAUGGAUAUAGGCAGAAAGCAGAAAAAGAAACAGAAGAAUAGGUGUGACUGGCCCACAGUUGACAAACACACCAAAGGUGGUAAACUCGAAAUCAGUGCCAAUUAG
Messenger RNA from Angiostrongylus costaricensis, 279 nucleotides. NCBI's taxonomy places the organism in Eukaryota, Metazoa, Nematoda, Chromadorea, Rhabditida, Metastrongylidae. The record is from the annotation of a GenBank genome assembly.